UCAUGACUGUCUUCUUUGUUGAUUGUUACUCAAGAAGUAUAAAACUCAUAAAAAAGUGUACAUUCUUUCUUAUCUAAUGUUUUCCUCCUUUUCUGCAACAGUUUACUCUUUACUCCUAGCUUUUUGCAUUCUCCACACUGUUUCUUUCACAGUGCACUUUUAUAGCCCCAAUUGAAUGUGAGGAGGGAAAAAAAAAAAGAGCAGGCAGAUACUUAAGGCUCUCAGUGUGGAAGACACUCUACACCUCGCUGCAUCAUGGCWAGAUCUGCCCUCCUGGUUCUGGCAUCCCUCCUUGGACUCUGUGUUACAUUAUCAGCUAUAGACCAUGGCGUAUUUGCAACGGACAAAUCUAAAAUGACGAAGAGUUACAUGUCCACGCUUUGCCCACCGAUGCCUCCCCUUUCGCACUCAUCCUCCCCAGCAUCGGUUCACAAACUUACACCUGCUGAUGUCACAGGACUUUAUGUGCUGGGAAUAGUUCCUUCAUACAGAAAUGAAGCAACCAGAGUUGUCAGCAGACUAGCAGAGCUGCUGUCCAUGUUUAAUCCGGAGGUUAACGUUCAACACGUGGAUCAGAUCUCAUUACAGCCCAGGAGCUUAAUACAGGAAGCAGAGGAGCUCUCUGUUUCUCAUCAGAUGACUGACUGGAAGAUCGUGCUGCUGUUUGUCCCUAUAGAUCUAAUGUGUGCCUGUUCACCACAUGCCGCUGCAAAUGUCAAAACUGCAGUGCAGGAAGUGGAUACAGCUCUACAAAUUCUGCAGAAUCGGAUGUAUCACACUUUAGUUCAUGUUGUGGUCUGGAGUGGAUAUUAUCAGGAAGAAAACGCAUGUGAAUGUGUGAGAGAUAAAGGCAUAAGCCAAGGCCUGCAAAGGGCCACUCUGCUGAAGUCACUGCAGGACUCUUUAGGCCAUCUUUUGGAAAGUUCUGCUUGGUACCACAAAGACGUCGACUUCACUGUUGUUCUGCAGUCUUCUCCAGUUAUCGUAGAAUCCAGCCCGGAUGCUGUGYCUGAUCUUAACAAGCUGGCUGUUCAGCUGUGGGCAAAUCUGCUCCAACCGGCAGCAGGCCAAGCUGAGGUCACAAACAACGAUGUCAUCACUAUUCCCUGUCCCACACAGGAGCACCCGUUUCUGCGAACACAGAUAAACUCUCCCACUGAAAGCGAGCAGGAGGUUUACAGGAAAGCUUCUGCACCAGCAGACCUUGUAAAAGUUUUUAUUCCACAUUUUCACAACCAGGUUGUUCAUUAA
Austrofundulus limnaeus is the source of this 1251-nucleotide messenger RNA. RefSeq names its product phospholipase B1, membrane-associated. Lineage: Eukaryota; Metazoa; Chordata; Actinopteri; Cyprinodontiformes; Rivulidae. Bases 256 to 1251 code for a protein of 331 amino acids. The record is from RefSeq and is a predicted model, not a curated record. Gene Ontology annotation, molecular function: glycerophospholipase activity. The transcript is spliced from 15 exons.